Molecule: messenger RNA, 2428 nt
Organism: Poecilia reticulata (guppy)
Lineage: Eukaryota; Metazoa; Chordata; Actinopteri; Cyprinodontiformes; Poeciliidae
Product: high choriolytic enzyme 1-like
Biological process (GO): proteolysis
Molecular function (GO): zinc ion binding; metalloendopeptidase activity
Source: RefSeq, a predicted model, not a curated record
GCUGUAUCACUAAACACACAACUAGCUGUAGAAGUACUGGACUUUGUGUUCAAUCUGGACUGUUGAAGAAACAGUGUUGGUACUCUUGGACUGGACAGGGCUGACAUCAACACAUUAUUGAAGACAACAAUACACUGGUACAGGAUUUGACUGGUUUGAGUCUUAAUGAACUUUUCAUUGGAAAGGAUAAAAAUCAUUUGAAGGUUUAUUUCUUGGGGCAGCUCUUAUUUAAUAUCUACAUACUCCCACCAGCUUGGAUUAUAAGGAGUAGUAAGAUUAGUCAUAGCUAUGCAGAUACUACACAGAUCUACAUCACAAUGUCACAAACUGACUAUGAACCCAAUCAACCACUGAACAGAUGCCUGGAACAAAUCAAAACUUGGAUGUGCCAUAAUUUUCUUCAGCUGAACAGAAAUUAAACUUCAGUAAGAGUUUUUAGAGAAAAACGAGGGUCAGCACAAAGGUUUCGUUCAGGUCAGUCCUCAAAGGCAUCCUGCAUGUUUUGGUUCUCUUCCUGGUUCAACACCUGGAUCAAAUGGCUUGUUUAGCAGAACUAAAUCAUGCAGGUUAUCAUAUCGGCCCUUGAGGAAUGACUUUUUGGACACCACAGGCUAUAACUAGAAAAUAACUUUAAAGAAACUAUAAGGCAGAAGUAAAAUGUGCAACCCACAGGUUAGAGUCCUGGUCUGAUGUCUUUUGCCGCAUGUCUUCCCUCUUUCACAACCCACUUUCCUGUUGGAACACUCAAAUAAAUGCCUCUAGAGCUGGAAAAAAACCUUAAAAAUUAGUCAUAGCUAUAAACUAGUGAUCAAAUCUGGGAGCGUGUUGAACAGAAUUUCUAGGUGUAGCCGAGAUGUUGAGGGGAACCAGUUUGGUAGCCUCUAAUCAAACCGGUUCACGUCUCAUCCAGUGAUGAUCUACAGUUUUUGCUGGAACAAUUCACAGCCGGGAGGAAGAUCAAUGCCUCCAAAUCCGAGGUCCUGGUUUUGAGCCAGAGAAGGGUUUAGUUCCUUCUGUGUCAAGAUGUGAGGUGUUCUGGGUACCAUAAUGAGACCCAGAGGAAGACCCAGGACACACUGGAGGGAGUAUGGGAACAUCCUGGGAUUCCACCGCAGGACCUGGAACAAGUGGCAGGGGACAGGGAAGUCUGGGCCUCCCUACCCUAUCCUGGAUCAGCGGAAGACAGAGGUUAGACUAAUUCUUUUUCUUGCUAACAUCAUGUUCUUUUGAGGUACUCUGUCUUGAGAACCAGCAGAGAAGACCCCAAAAGACACUUAGAAGUAACAAUUUAAAAAGAAAUGCACUUUCCCCCCAAACACCCUCAAAAAAGUAAAAAACAUCACCUAGAUGUGCUGUUUUUUGCUCAUUCAGGCACUUUCCUCUUAGUGUACUCAUCGUGGGAACAGGCAGCCUGUUUUCAAGGCAAUGCCUCUCUUAUCACCAACUACACAAAUGUAUAUUCACAAGUGUGUAAAUAUAUGAUGGUAUAUAAGUAGGAGAUUCAGGGGGAUACAGGUGUUUAUGCUGUAUUUUACAGGUUGGUAACAUGGUGGUGGUGUUGAAAGUCAUCGUGGUCCUGGUGGUGGGUUUCACUUUUUGCUGGGCAGAGGAGCAGAAGGAGCUGUCUGUGUCUGAGCUCCUGUGGAGAGCCAACAAGGAUGUUGUGCACACGGAGGAUGAGCCCCUGGUAAUAGAUGAUAUUGCCUACAACAAUGAGAAUGAGAGGAACGCAGAUCAGUGCACCUCACGCGGCUGCCUGUGGCCCAAAUCUGCAGAUGGAAAAGUUUACAUCCCUUAUGUCAUCGCCAACCACUACACUUCCCGGGAGCUCUCCAUCAUUGAGCGAGGCCUGGAGUCCUUCAGUGACGUUUCUUGUAUCCGUUUCACCAGGCGGAGCAGCGAGAGAGAUUAUCUGAGCAUCCAGUCGCACAACGGCUGUUACUCGUACGUUGGCCGGCUUGGUUACGGCCAGACGCUGUCUCUGGACCGGGCCGGCUGCAUCUACCACAGCACCGUCCAGCACGAGCUGCUCCACGCCCUCGGCUUCAACCAUGAGCAGUGCCGCUCCGACAGGGACCAGUACAUCAAAAUCCUCUGGGAGAACAUCCAGUCUGGUUUGGCGUACGCCUUUGACAAGCUUGACACUCUGAACUUAAACACCCCGUAUGACUACAACUCUGUCAUGCAGUACCACAGGUAUGCGUUCUCUGCAAACAAUCAGCCCACUAUGGUUCCCAUUCCCGAUUCAAACGUUUCUUUUGGAACGGCUACUGAGAUGAGCAAGAAUGACAUCACCAGACUGAACAGACUGUACAACUGUUAGACAAUGAUUUCUGCUGGGAACCAUCCGUYAUCUUUCAUGUCUCAUCAGUUUGAUUUGUCAAGAUAUUUUCUUAAGAGUCUCAAAUAAACUUUAAUAUGCACCCAG